Theileria equi strain WA is the source of this 1334-nucleotide messenger RNA. RefSeq lists its product as hypothetical. Gene Ontology annotation, molecular function: SNARE binding; SNAP receptor activity. Bases 376 to 1311 code for a protein of 311 amino acids. NCBI's taxonomy places the organism in Eukaryota, Apicomplexa, Aconoidasida, Piroplasmida, Theileriidae. The record is from RefSeq and is a predicted model, not a curated record. The transcript is spliced from 4 exons. Gene Ontology annotation, biological process: intracellular protein transport; vesicle fusion; exocytosis. Gene Ontology annotation, cellular component: SNARE complex; endomembrane system; plasma membrane.
UAAGAGUUAUUGCUUCGUUUUGCAUCAUUGAUGGCACAUACACUUUAAUAAUAUUCACUAACUUUGUUUAACUCUAUGCCUUUAAAAACUAAGGUCACCGUCAUAUAUACAAAUCCUUGGCUACACAUAGACCCUGAAUUUUGACAUUUAUCUACUCGCAAAGUAGUUUCAUAGUUUUCAAACAGUAGAAAUUUUGACUCAUGGUGUUUCUCUUUUUCUGAGAUUACAGCUAUCUGUAAACCGCGAGUUGACACAUAAAGAUCGUAAAUAAAUUGCGUUGAUUUGCGAUAAAUAUACGUUUAUUUAUUGCAAAAAUAAAGAUUUCGACAGGAUGUCUAUAAAGAUCAAGGAUCUAGGCAAAAUGUUAAGCUAAAUAUGUAUAACCGUACACAUCAGUUGCAAGCUUUGGCAGCAGGCCAAGCUAUAUCAAAUGCUUAUCAUCCUGAUUGUAUAAUAACGGUCUCAGAUGAACUCUCUUUGCAGAAUGGACCGAAGGAUGACGAAGGCGAAGCAUCUUUUGGACAGGAUUUCGUCCAGUUUAUGGCAGAAGUAGAUGCAACCAGAAAAUGUAUUAAAUUUAUAGAUGAUGGAACGGAAUCCAUCAAGAAACUUUUAAACCUUAGUCUAGAUGUUGUUACGAGCGCACAAAAUGAUGAAAUUAGUACUAAUUUGAACAAGUUAAUCGAGCAAACAAAUAUAAUUUGUACCCAAUGCAAAUCGAAUAUUACAAAACUUGAGCCAAAAAAAUCACAUGGAACACCCACAGAAACCAGAAUUCGUACAAAUGCAUAUAAUGUAUGCGUGAAACACUUUCAAAAUGCUAUGAAGCGUUAUCAAGAUGCUCAGGUCAAUUUCAAAAAAUCGAUAAAGGACAGAGCUACCAGACAAAUACAGCUGAUAUAUCCAGAGAUGAAUGAAUAUGAAUUGGAGCAAAUUCUUGUACAAUCAAAUACUCAUUCAGCUGUUGAGUAUGUUGCCAAGUCUAAUAUUUUAGGGGGUAUUAACCUUCGUGAUGCAGUAACGAAUAUACAAGGGAAAUACAAUGAUAUUCUCGCUCUAGAACAAAGUAUGGAGGGGCUGAAGCAAAUGAUGGUAGAUCUAGCAGGUGUUGUCUCAUAUCAGGGCGAUUUGAUCGAACAAAUUGAAAGAAAUGCUCUUGAGGCAGUGGAUUACACUGAUCGGGCAAAUGCACAAUUGAUAAAGGCUCAACAUAACAAAAAGCGCGGAGGAAGGUUGCUUAUGUGGCUUACUUGUUCAGUUAUUUGUGGAGGGAUCAUAGUUAUCAUACCCGUCAUUAUCAGACUCGCAUAAUAUUUUAAUAUUAUUAAACUUUU